Molecule: messenger RNA, 1281 nt
Organism: Ictidomys tridecemlineatus (thirteen-lined ground squirrel)
Lineage: Eukaryota; Metazoa; Chordata; Mammalia; Rodentia; Sciuridae
Source: RefSeq, a predicted model, not a curated record
AUGGACUUCGCCCUAGGAACUCCCCACCUUCUGCAGAAAGGGCAGGCCAUUGGCUGUAGGCAGGAUCUUGCUGGCUGGAAAGAUGACUUGCUGUCUUUGUGUGCUUUGGAGAAUGAUAUUCCCUUUAGGACUGACUGGACAGUGGCCCAGAACACACUAUUCAACAAGAUCCUCAAAGCCCUGCAGUCUGACCAACUUGCCCGCUUGGCCAACGAAGGGGCUUGUAAUGAGCCAGUGCUGAAUCAUGUAGCUGUAGACAAGUGUGCAAGGCAGGUGCAGCAGGCCCUGGCCAGUGAGAGUUGGGACACCAAGAUGAUCCAGUGGCUGCACACGACCCUGGUGGAGACCUUGAGUCUGCCCAUGCUGGCUGCCUACAUGGAUGCUUUGCAGGCACUGAAAGGGAAGGGAAGGCUAUGGUUGAUCCCAACCUUGAUUGACCACAUGCUUGUGUCGCCCAACACAAAGACUGGGGCCAAAGGAACUGAGGCCUUGUCACUGCUGCUGAAAAGGCCCUGGGACCCUGCUGCAGGGGUGCUUCCUCAUGACAAGCCAAGGAAACUCCCUGGCUCUCCUCUGAUUCUUAUCACCUCCUCAUGUCCCUCUAACUCUGCAUUCCCCACCUCACACCACCACCACAUCUGGUAAUCUCAGCUGUGCUGCUUAGGCAAGGUCAUCCCUGUCGCCACCCAUCUGCCAAAAAAUGGCAGUGGAGUGGGCCUUCUGCAGUGCCUUGAGCAUAUGAUUGGGGCAGUGAGAAGCAAAGUUUUGGAGAUUCACCACCAUUUCCCACACAAACCCAUCAUUUUAAUUGGCUGGAACAUGGGAGCUUUGGAUGAGAUUGUGGACUUCCUGAUGGGAGUGCUUACUUGGUGUGAGCCUUGGCAUCAGGAUGCUGAGAAGAAGAAGCCUCAUGAUGUGGCCUGCAGAGACAUGGCAUUUGAAGUCCUUGAGUGGGGCAGUCAAUCUGCUUCCCCAGCUGCCCUCCUCAUCCUUGCACUCAGAGGAGCGAGAAAAUUCACUUACCCCCAAGCUUCAGACAUCCCUCGUACGGACGAGCUUGGGGUAAAUGAAGCCACCAUGACUCUUAUCAUGGCAGAACGUGAGAGAUUCUCUCGAGAUGCACUACUGCUUCACAAGCAGCAGAGGCUGAGCAAGACUGCUUGGGACAAGGGAUACAGUAAUCAGCCUGUUUUAACCAUUCUGGCACCUAGUGCUACAAUGAAGCUGUUAGUCUCAGAAUCUGGGCAUGAAGCCAGGAUCUGUGCCUCCGCAGAUGGUUAA